GGGAGGCGGUGUCAGAAGUAGUUGCUCGCUGCUGUUAAAAUCCGUGGUGGUUGUCGUUUCGAUUUCAUCUGAAAAGUGGAUGGGUGUUUCUUAAAAUAAUUGUGAUAAAAAAAUGAUAAUUGUUGUUAUUAGUAUUAACAUAAAUAUUAUGAAGCGUUAUUUUUGGCACAAGUCUGACUUUCACUUUUAUUUCGGACUGCGCUAUUUUUCCACAUGAAUUCUGUAUUAAUUCCAGUGGGAAUGUAAAGAGAAUGAAGACCUGUGUUUUUCCCGCAGUGUGUCUAUUCCUCCUCUAUGCUGUUUCCAGUGUCUGUGCAGAAGUAGUGUCUGUGGAGGGAGAUCCAGUCACUUUAAGCACUGAUGUGACAUUAAUACCUCAACAAGGAAUAAAAUGGUAUUUCAAUGAUACUCUCAUCGCUCAAAUAACUGGAGGGCAGAGUUCUGUCUGUACAGAUGCUGAGUGUCUUGAGAGAUUCAGAGGCAGACUGACACUAGACAACCAGACUGGAUCUCUGACCAUCACAAACACCAGAACCACUGACUCUGGACUUUAUAGACUAGUCCUCUUUAGCAGCACAGACAAGAUCUUCAGCGUUACAGUCACUGGAACAUCUGAUGCAGAUGGAGACGUGUCUGUGAUGGAGGGAGAUUCAGUAACUCUACACACUGGUGUUAAAAUAAACCAAAGUUACAGAAUUAGAUGGUUUUAUGAUAACACUCGCAUCGCUCAGAUAGCUGGAGGUAAGAGUUCUGUCUGUACAGGUGAGUGUCCUGAGAGAUUCAGAGACAGACUGACACUAGACAACCAGACUGGAUCUCUGACCUUCACAAACAUCAACAUCACACAUGCUGGACAAUAUAAGUUACAAAUCAUCAUCAGCAGCAGCAGCAGCGGCAGCGUCAUUAAUAAGAUCUUCAGUGUUACUGUCUAUGGUGUUUCUGCUGUUAAACAAGGUCAAAUGAAGAGAAAGUCAGUGAAGGAGGGAGAAUCUGUCACUUUAGAUCCUGGUCUAGGGAGAAAAGGAGAUGAUUUGAUGACGUGGUAUUUUAAAGACAUUCUCCUCAUUGAAACCACUGGAGAUCAGAGUCAGAUCUGUUCAGAUGAUGAGUGUAAAGAGAGAUUCAGAGACAGACUGGAGCUGGAUCAUCAGACUGGAUCUCUGACCAUCAUGAACAUCAAGACUACAGACUCUGGAGAAUAUCUACUGAAGAUCAGCAGAUUCAGCAGUCGUCGUCUCAGCAUCACCAGUGAGAAAAUAUUCAAUGUUUCCGUCACUGACUCAGGUUUAUCUUCAGGUGCUGUAGCAGGAAUAGUUGUUUCUGUUCUGCUUGUUGUUGUUGCUGCUGUUGUUAGUCUGAGAUUCAAUCAGGAUCUGUGAACCAGUAGACCAGAAUGAUAUCCUCUAGAAGAACUCUAUUCAGACAGAUCUGUGAAGAAAUCCUCAACGAUUUAAAAGAACCAUCAACUGCUGGUGACACGAGGAACAAUAAUAAUGUUAUUUUAGUUUGUUAGUUUACUAGUUGUUUUAUUUAGUUGUAGUUUACUUGAAAUGUAAUUGUUCUCAAGUUGUGUAUGAAGGAAAACGUGGCUCUUGGCGUCAUAUCCUGUCAGUAUUCACAGCUUCACACGACUAAUAGCUACAUACUUAAACUGCUCCUGCUUACAAAAUCAAAAUUUAAAAUACAAAAAUGAUUGAUCAUAAUCCCAACAUCCAGUAUGGCAGCAAAACAUUUCAUCUACCUUGAGGGAAGACCUCUUUCAUUGUAGACUGUUAAAUUUAAAAAUACUUCUAGCAUAGGCUAUUCUUAAACUUAAAUCUCAUAUAUAAUUUAUAAUUUAUUAUAAUUGUAGAAUUUAUUUGACUAUUUUGAUGUCACAUGCCUAGUUUCCACAAGCGGUUACAUUUAAUACCCCGCAUUUCUAAUCUGUCGACACAUUUUGCUUCGUUUGACUUUAGAUUAGAUUAGAUUCAACUUUAUUGUCAUUACACACGUACAAGUACAAGGCAACGAAAUGCAGUUUAGGUCUAACCAGGAGUGCAAUAAGCAGCAAGUGCAGGAUAUAGGUACAAAUAUCAAUUACAAGUGCACAUAUGUACAGGAGAUAAAUAUGUGAUAAAUAUGCAUAAAUUAAAUUACAGAUGAAUGUGUUAAUGAAGGAGAAAUUAUAAAAUUAUAAAAUACAGUUAGCAUGUGUAAACAAUUUACAGAUGGUUAUGUACAAACAGGAUAUGCAGGAUAUGUGUAGACAAAUUUACAAGAGUAUGUACAAUGGAUAUGUGCAUACAUGUUAAGCGGAUAAAUCCUAUACGGAUAUUUCACAUGUCAAAAAAAAAAAAAAAUUUUUGGAAACACCUUUUAAAGGAUAGUCUUUCUUCAGCAGUACAGUGCUAUUAAAACACUAUGUGCCUUGGUUUGGUUUUUAAACAUGCAUUACUUGCUCAUGCUUGUUUAACGAAGCCUUUUUCUCAGUUUUGAAAUCGUAAAUAACUAUAAAUAACUAUAUAGCAUAUAUAACACGUUACUAAAGUGGGAAACCUUUGUCCAGUAUUAACAGUGGUGUAACACUACAUUACAAUCUUUUUUUUUUUUUUUUUUGAUGAUUUUAUUGUACAGUAUUUCUUUGAUGUGGAUAAAAAUAAAUGAAUUUUUUUAUAUUAUCUGCUAACUACUUAAAGAAAGUAAUACAGAGCAACAGCAUUUCAAACAUUGCGAGUGUGUGCGCCAAAAAGGUCAUAUUUUUUGCUUGUUUGCAUUUUUGAGACCUUUUUUUUGUCACUAAAAGGGAUACGGGAGCUACCUAUUUGCAUAUUAGCUGUGUUAGACUGACAUUCCUAAGCUGUGUUGAAGGGAUCAGCAUUUAUGAUGUUUUGGUAAGAAAUGUUAAAUUCUUAAAACAUGAUACCUUUUUAAAAUGUGAUGUUUUUGUUGUUGUUGUUUUUUUGUUUUUUUUUAUCCCCGCAAAAGUAAAAAUAAAAUAAAUUGUGACACGA
Molecule: messenger RNA, 2993 nt
Organism: Puntigrus tetrazona (Sumatra barb)
Lineage: Eukaryota; Metazoa; Chordata; Actinopteri; Cypriniformes; Cyprinidae
Product: carcinoembryonic antigen-related cell adhesion molecule 1-like
Exons: 6
Coding region: 252-1379 (375 amino acids)
Source: RefSeq, a predicted model, not a curated record